Messenger RNA from Sorghum bicolor (sorghum), 1144 nucleotides. Its product is annotated as 2Fe-2S ferredoxin. Lineage: Eukaryota; Viridiplantae; Streptophyta; Magnoliopsida; Poales; Poaceae. Gene Ontology annotation, molecular function: 2 iron, 2 sulfur cluster binding. The coding region runs from base 207 to 782 and encodes 191 amino acids. The transcript has 8 exons. Gene Ontology annotation, biological process: P450-containing electron transport chain. The record is from RefSeq and is a predicted model, not a curated record. Gene Ontology annotation, cellular component: mitochondrion.
CUGCGGUGGCGGCGGCUUGUGUCUCCAAAGUCCAAAGUCCGAACUCCUCCACGGCACGGCGGCGUCUGACGGCUCACCCCAACUCGUCGCCUUCCCCGUCCUUCCCGCCGUCGUGGAGAGGAGGUCGCGCGGCUGGCUCCCGCCGCUUCCGGACGGUUCGGUCUCCCAGCUUCCGCGGUUCGGAGGGAGCAGGAUCAGCUGCCGCGAUGUUCCCCAGGAUCUCCCGGCUCGGGGCGCGCCUCCUGCGCGAGUCUAGAGCCGAGACGAGAGCUGGAAAUUUGCUAAGCAGUCGAGGCAUUUUGUAUCAAGGUCAUGUUAACCGGCAUUCGACCCCAGUGAUGACCCCUACUGUAUUAUCGUUGCGGAAUGUCCUUUUGUCAACUGCAACAAGUGGUGAGCAGGAUGAAAGCAGUCAGCCAAAAGAUAAAAUCUCAGUAACAUUUGUCAACAAGGAUGGCUCAGAAAAGACAAUAAGUGUUCCAGUUGGCAUGUCCAUGUUAGAAGCUGCUCAUGAAAACGACAUAGAGCUUGAAGGAGCAUGUGAGGGCUCACUUGCGUGUUCUACUUGUCAUGUAAUAGUAAUGGAUGUAAACUAUUAUAACAAGUUAGAAGAUCCAGCAGAUGAAGAAAAUGAUAUGCUUGACCUUGCAUUUGGGCUCACAGAAACAUCACGCCUUGGUUGCCAAGUGAUCGCGAAGCCUGAACUUGAUGGUAUGCGGCUGGCAUUACCUGUAGCCACAAGAAACUUUGCAGUAGAUGGCUAUGUACCGAAACCACACUGAAGAGACAGUCAUCUAUCCACCAAACUGAGGAGGCAGUCAUCUUGGGGAACACGGAUUCUUACAACAGUCAGUUUUGUAGUUUAUAACCUGUAACUUAACUACAGCUUUGUUUACUUGUAGUCCGGCUGGCUUCGGACUACCUUUUUGAGGGAGGGUUUGUUCAUUGAUGAACCCCCGGGUUACUUGCUGAGAACAGUGCUUCAUCUGGGCGAAUAAACAUAGUAUUUCGUUCUUUGUGCAGGGCGAAACCAGCGAAUAAACAUCUUUCGUUCUGUGUGUACUCAGAAACAAUUGCAUCAUAUUUUGCUCCCAAUAUUUGGUCCUUUGCAACUUUGGCCGCUGUUCCGAGGCCAGAAGUACAA